This is a messenger RNA of Oncorhynchus nerka (sockeye salmon), 2699 nucleotides long. RefSeq names its product protein TBATA-like. The transcript is spliced from 9 exons. The record is from RefSeq and is a predicted model, not a curated record. NCBI's taxonomy places the organism in Eukaryota, Metazoa, Chordata, Actinopteri, Salmoniformes, Salmonidae. The coding region runs from base 1 to 1341 and encodes 446 amino acids.
AUGCAACAGGUAGCGUUUGACAAAAUCAAAGGAGAUCUGGCCUCACAGAGAGUGCUGGCCCAGUACCGUCCCCACGCUAAGACAAAAGUAUCAGCAGAUGCAUCAUCCUUUGGGCUAGGGGUGGUCCUCACACAGAUGCAGGACAACAUGGAGUGGCGUCCAAUAGCAUACAUCUCCCGAAGCUUAUCCGACACAGAGCAAAGAUAUGCUCAAGUGGAGAAGGAAGCGCCAGAGUCCAGUGUGUCCAGCCAUCCCCACACCUCACCCUUCUCCCUGGGUAAUCGUGAGCUCACCACUGUGUCCCUGAAAGUGACAGAGGAUAGCCCGCUAUGCCACAAGCCCAGAGUGAUCCGCAGCAGUGCCCGCUUCGGAGUGCCCAGCCACAGCCCUUUCUUCUGUAGGAACAACCCCCACCCACAGAGGGUCAGGCACAUCAAGGGUAUCAAUGACAAACAAAUCUGUGCUGUCAAUGAUGUCACCUUUGGCCAGUUUCCCCAGUACUGCUUGGGCAGGGUCCUGACCCUUGAGAAGAAUCUGGUGUUGCAGUCAAACAUACCGACAGCGGCCAUCGGCACCAACAGCACCUACCUCCCUAUUGACGUCCUCACGGGCCUCCAGUUCUUCCCCCUGAAGCAGACGGAUUCCCCCUCUCUGAGGUUAUUGACCGAGGCCUGGCGUGAGGAGUUGCGAGAGUUGACAGAGAGGGCAGGGCUUUUGGGAGCAGGUGGAAGAGGCAAUGGUGUCGCCUUCUUUCCCCAGUCCAGCUGUGUGUCAGCCCUCGGGGGGUCUAGAGAUGACAGAGAGGGGAACCUUAAACUACAGCUGAUGGUGAUUGAUAUGUUGUGUCAGAUACUGCAAACUGAGUCUAUAGGAGAUGUCCAGCAAUGGAUUCUGACAGCUGGUCAAAGAGAAAAGGACCAGAUUCUAAGUCUGCUGUCUUCCGCCCUGGCAAAGGACCCUGUCUCAGCCUAUGAGGCGCCGGGAAGAGAGCAGCUGACAGUGAAGGAGGUUCAAAACCUCCCUCCUGCCUCCAGAAUGGCUUCGAUCAGUGAGGAGGAUACCACCAGAGAUCAUUCCCUAGAAAUUAUGCCAAACUGUGACUUAGGUAAACUGGAGGAUGCAGGCACAGAGAGGGCAGAGUCCAAGACCCACAGGCAGAGACACAUUGCCAGACCCCUGAGUACCCAGAGGACCCUGUGUAGCCCCACCGUGUGCCACCUCAACCAAAAGGUGGUCCUACGUUACACCAAGCGGGCCCUGAUGCCUCACACACCACCUGAAGUGUUCCAGGCCGAAUGGCCCAACUAUACCCAGCAGGCACCUGGCUCACUUGUGACAUAAAAGACAACUCUGGCAAUACACCUGGGGCUGGUUCAGGAAGUUGCAACGUUACUGAACGUUCAGAUAGAAAUGUAUGAUGUAGAAUAGAUACCAUUGUCUGUCAUGUUGAAUAGGUUAUUGUAUCAGCUCUAGUGAUUCUAUUCAUAUCUGCAACACUCUGAACGUUGUGCCCUAAUGAAUGAACCCCUCCUGUGCAUCUCAAUAGACCUCUUAUUCAGCAAUCGGUCAUUUUGGUAGUCAUUUUGUUCUGAUUUGGUUUGAAUUAGAUUUUGAAUUAGUUUCAUUGAGGUGGAAAGGGAGUUAAAAUGGGAUUUGAGUAUAAUCAUUAGUUACAACAAUACUUUUUACACUGUAAUGACAUAAGUAGUUACACAGUAAUAAUGGCAAUGUAACGUAAGUGUUACCACAUACUGCACCACUACUAGUAUUUCUAGACUGACAAUUGUUCACACAAAUAUAAUAACAUCAUCUGAAAGACUAUAAAGACAAUAGGAUCCGUAGUCAAUAUAUCUGUAUAUUUAUCUCACUCAUUUCCCGAAUGCAUGAAAAAAUAAAGUGAAUCAAUGAAUGCUUAUUAAUGAAUACAAUAGACUGUGUACUACUCCCUUCACAGAACAGCGCAAACUGGCUCUAACCAGAAUAGAAAGAGGAGUGGGAGGCCCCGGUGCACAACUGAGCAAGAGAACAAGUACAUUAGAGUGUCUAGUUUGAGAAACAGAUGCUUCACAAGUCCUCAACUGGCAGCUUCAUUAAAAUAGUACCCGCAAAACACCAGUCUCAACGUCAACAGUGAAGAGGCGACUCCGGGAUGCUGGCCUUCUAGGUACUUGUUCUCUUGCUCAGUUGUGCACCGGGGCUUCCCACUACUCUUUCUACGUCACUCGCUCUGAGACCUUGAAAUAGUGGUUCCCCUUGCUCUGCAAGGGGCUGCGGCUUUUGUGGAGCAAUGGGUAAUGAUGCUUUGAGGGUGACUGUUGACGUGUGCAGAGCGUCCCUGGUUCGCGCCCAGGUCGGGCGAGGGGACAGACUUAAAGUCUAUACUGUUACACUAACAUAAUUGCAAAAGGGUUUUGUAAUGAUCAAUUAGUCUUUUAAAAUGAUACAUUUGAAUUAGCUAACACAACGUGCCAUUGGAACACAGGAGUGAUGGUUGCUAAUAAUGGGCCUGUGUACUCCUUUGUAGAUAUUCCAUAAAAUAAAUCAGCCGUUUCCAGCCACAAUAGUCACUUACAACAUUAACAAUGUCUACACUGUAUUUCUGAUCAAUUUGAUGUUAUUUUAAUGGACAGAAAAUGUGCUUUUCUUUCAAAAACAAGGAUAUUUCUAAGUGACCCCAAACCUUUGAACUGAAGUGUAUA